AUGUCCACAGAGUCGUGGCCUCCUCCUCUAAAAGAAUGGGUUGCAAAGUGCCUCGGACAAAUCACAGAUUCCAACAGAGCAGAAGUUCAGGCCGAACUUAAACAGGUAAUUUCUGAAGCUUUCGCUGCCCAAACACUAUGGACGACAGACUGGGCUGGUGUUCAAUUGAAAAGUUUGUUACCCAAACCCCCUCCAGUGUUCAACACCUUGAAACGCAAGAGCAUCGAAACAGCUCUUCCUACUACCAAUUCCAAGAAAGCCAAGAAGGAAAAGCUCAAGAAUGCAGCAGCAACUUACACUACGGAUUUCAAUGAUCAAGCCGCACUUAACAGACGGGCCGAACGUUUCCAGCGUGAGCAUGAAAUCGAAAAAAACAAGAAUGCACGGAAUGGGGGUGCUGCUGCAAUCAAGGCGAAUCAGCAAAAUGGGCACCUGUUCAACAACCGGUCGUUAUCUUCAAGGUCAGGGUCACCCUAUACUGCCCAGGACGAGCCCGAAGGGGACCCGAAUGUAAUUGAUUGGGAUCGAUACACAAUCGUUGGGACGUCUCAAGAUAUAUUCAAAGACUAUUUACGAUUGACAAGCGAACCUAAACCUGAGACGAUACGUCCUUAUGCCGUCCUCCAAAAGACUCUUACAGAACUCAAAUCUCGAUGGAGGGAGCAUCAGGUUAAAUACCCUUGGAUUUGUAAUCAAUUUAAGAGUCUGCGACAAGAUCUUACAGUCCAACGAAUAAAAAACGAAUUUACGGUACAAGUAUACGAAAUCCACGCCCGUAUAGCCCUUGAGAGCAAUGAUAUGGUUGAAUACAAUCAGUGUCAGGCAACUCUAAAGACACUUUACGAGUUGGGAAUUCCCGGUAAAGUCGAGGAGUUCACUGCCUAUCGCAUUCUCAUGCUCCUACACGGGCGAAAUAGAAGCGAGCUUAAUCUUUACGUAGGUCAACUAACCCCCAAACAGAAAGCGGAUAAGGCUGUGCAGCAUGCUCUGGCUGUGCAGAGGGCGCAGUCGAUGGGCAAUUAUCAUAAGCUUUGUGAACUAUACUUGCAAGCGCCGAACAUGGGUGCAUACAUCAUGGAUCACUUCAUUGACCGCGAACGCAUCAAAGCUAUGAUGGUCAUCACAAAAGCUUAUAAAACGAUACCCCUUUCGUUCUUGCAGUCUACCCUUGCUUUCGAUAAUCUGGAAGAAGCGAGGACAUUCCUAGUGGAACACCGCAUCACAUUUUUCACCAAUCCGAACAGCCCCGAUUCGGAGAAGGUGCUCGAUUGCAAACCAGCGAUGGCAGAAGUCGCGCGGGUAUUCGAGGACAAGUAUCGCAAAGUCACAAUCAAGGGUGCAAUAUGA
This is a messenger RNA of Psilocybe cubensis, 1347 nucleotides long. RefSeq names its product THP3-like protein C2A9.11c. Bases 1 to 1347 code for a protein of 448 amino acids. The transcript is spliced from 9 exons. NCBI's taxonomy places the organism in Eukaryota, Fungi, Basidiomycota, Agaricomycetes, Agaricales, Agrocybaceae. The record is from RefSeq and is a predicted model, not a curated record. Gene Ontology annotation, cellular component: nucleus.